Messenger RNA from Helianthus annuus (common sunflower), 2471 nucleotides. Its product is annotated as two-component response regulator-like APRR3. The coding region runs from base 286 to 2250 and encodes 654 amino acids. Lineage: Eukaryota; Viridiplantae; Streptophyta; Magnoliopsida; Asterales; Asteraceae. The transcript is spliced from 12 exons. Gene Ontology annotation, biological process: phosphorelay signal transduction system; cytokinin-activated signaling pathway. The record is from RefSeq and is a predicted model, not a curated record. Gene Ontology annotation, molecular function: protein binding.
UUCUAAACCAGUCAAUUUCAUUUCCUUUAGCCAGAUUUUUUCUUGUCAUUUUGCUGCCAAACCCUAACAGUUUGCUCUGAUAGUCUGAUAUUCGAUCUUAUUCCAGAGCACUUGCUAAUCCGAUUCGUUAUUCAAAGCUUUUACUGGGAUAAAUAGAGAGUCCAGGAGGUCGUUAUUGCAGGUACGGAAGGUUUUGUAUUUGAUAUUUGAAGAGAUUGGAUACCUUGAUGUAGCUGCUAUGUGCUGCAUAUUUUCUUGAAUUUAAAAGUAGCAGGACACGUUUAGAUGACCAGUAGCCAAGGAGGGAGCAAGGGAUUUCAACAGGUGAAUAAUCACGUGAAAGCUGAACGUCAGAGAGAUGUGAAUGGAUUUGUGGGCAAUGGACCGGGUUCACAAGCACGUGACAAACUGGCGGGAACUCGUAAAGUUGAUGAAAAUGGGCAAGACGAAUGCCAGGUGGCAGGGCAGGGGAAUGCUGCUGUUCAAGCACCUCAGCAACAGCCUCAAGGGUCACUGGUUCACUGGGAGAAGUUUCUUCAUGUUAGAUCCAUUAAGGUCAUGUUGGUCGAAAAUGAUGAUUGUACUCGUCACAUUGUCACUGCUUUGCUCCGCAAUUGUAACUAUGAAGUUAUUGAAGCAGCCAAUGGAUUACAAGCCUGGAAGAUUCUGGAAAAUCUAUCCGUUCACAUUGACAUUGUUUUAACUGAAGUAGUCAUGCCUUUUCUUUCAGGAAUCGGUCUUCUAUGCAAAAUUAUGAGCCACAAGUCACGCAAAAACGUCCCUGUGAUUAUGAUGUCUUCUCAUGAUUCAAUGGGUUUAGUUUUUAAGUGUUUAUCCAAAGGUGCGGUAGACUUUUUGGUGAAGCCUAUUCGUAAAAACGAGCUUAAAAUUCUUUGGCAGCACGUCUGGAGGAGGUGUCAAAGUUCUAGUGGUAGCGGGAGCGAAAGUGGCACGCAUGCCCAAAAAUCUGUAAACUCGAAAAGCAACUUAAGGCGCAACAACAGUGGUGGGAAAGACGGGGAUGACGACGGGAGCACUGAUGGUGGUAGCGAUGAUGGCAGUGGCUCUCAGCAGAGCUCUUGGACAAAACAAGGUGAUGAACCAGAGAGCCCAGAAGCUGCAUCUCCAUGCGACCAAAUAACCGAGCAUCCAGACAGUACUUGUGGUCUAGUUAUACGCCCAAGAAGGCAUGUUAACGAUCAGCAAGGACAAUCUUGUUCGGAUGACGAUGCAAAAGCUAAAGCUAAAGAAACUGCAAUAAACAUAUCUAGAGACACAGAAAUGCAGAUCGAGUUUCAAAUUGAGAAACCUAUAAAAUUGUCUGAUCCUCACAUGGAAAAUGGAGAAAUCAAGGGUCAAGAAGAGUGUGACAAGAUUAUGGAUACAAAUACUAAGGUUAUUGAUGAUUUUAAUGAAGUAGUAAUGGGUGAGCAUGGCUUAAAGAGGCCCCGUGCAACUGAAAAAGACGAGAGGACACUUCAAAAUGGGUGUAAUAUUCUGAGACAUUCACAGCUUUCAGCCUUCACGAGAUACAACACGAACUCGAAUGUUGUAAAGUGUACACCUGGAAUUGUCGGUAGCUGCUCUCAACCUGAUAAUAGAACUAGUAUUUUGAAGAAAGAAUCUAAUCAUGAUGCUCAUUCUGAUGGAUAUCUCAUUUAUCAAGGCUCUUGUGAGCAAGUAACACCAAGGAAAGCUGAUGCCACCACACCUAGUGACGUUUUGCAUCAAGAUCUCCACGUUCAACACAUACAUCAUCAUCACCAUGUUCAUCAUUACCAUAACAUAGCAACCGAUCAACCGUUAUUGUCCAAACAUGAUGAUUUCGGUUUAAGCAAGUUAGCCGCAGACGCUCCGCAUUGUGGGUCAUCAAAUAUCAAGGGCGGGGCUGUUGAAUGUAACGUUGAAAAUAAUAGUAUAGACAGAAGUGGCUCAGGUAGCAAGCAUGGAAGCAAUGUGCCUAAUGGCAGUAACACUGGUGUGAAUCUCGAGGUUACAAAUGUAGAAAGUAAUGCAGGUGUAGCUGGAAAAAGUGGAAGCGGUGAUGCUAGUAGCGGUGGUGGUGAUAGAGACCACCACAAAUCUGCACAAAGAGAAGCGGCGUUGACUAAGUUUCGCCAAAAGAGAGAUGCAAGAUGCUUCCAGAAAAAGGUGCGAUAUCAAAAUAGAAAGAAACUGGCAGAACAAAGACCACGUGUUAAAGGACAGUUCGUAAAGGGAACAAAUUGCAACAGUUCAACCAAUGCCUGACGAUGGCUAGUUUAUCAUGGAGGUCUUUGUACAGGUUGGUUGGUUGAUUUGUUGGUGUUUAUAUAUUUUAUUUGUUGUGAAGGUUUUAAAUACUCGAGAAACCAUAUUUGGUUCUACAAAAUUUGACUAUAACAUAAUAGCAGUUCAUAAGUUGGUUUAUUGGUAGAUAUUGAUAUUGAUACUUCAUGUAAGAUUCAAUUUACAGACUUUUUUUUUUAUUU